AUGAACAUUUUUAGGCUUGUGGCAGAUCUCUCGCACAUGGCGAGUCAUCUCAUCUUGCUAUACUCUAUACACCGUAAUAAGUCCAUCAAUGGCUUGUCCUUGAGUACGCAGAUUCUUUACGUGGUUGUGUUCGUGUUGAGAUACCUCGAUGUGUUUACCAGUUACUUCUCUCUUUACAACACGUUCAUGAAACUUUUCUUCGUGGGGUCUUCCGCAUACACGGUUUAUUUGAUGACGAGAAAAUACCAGAAAACCAUCCGCGAGAACAUCGACACGUUUCCCGUUCGGUACUUGGUAAUUCCCUCAGCUGUGAUGUCGUUGAUUUUUACUCACGCCUACACGUUCAGAGAGGUGACAUGGUCGUUUUCUAUUUGGUUGGAGUCUGUUGCAAUCAUUCCUCAGUUGUAUAUGUUGCAGAGAACGGGCUCUGCGGAGAACAUCACCACUCAUUACAUUUUUGCAUUGGGGAUUUACCGAGCAUUGUACAUUCCGAACUGGAUCUAUCGUUACUUUUUCGAAGGCUGGUCUGACUACAUUUCUAUUUUGGCUGGUAUUUUGCAGACGAUUGUGUACUCUGACUUCUUCUACAUCUACUAUACCAAGGUCAUGCAGGGUAAGAGUUUCGAACUUCCCGUGUAG
Sungouiella intermedia is the source of this 639-nucleotide messenger RNA. Lineage: Eukaryota; Fungi; Ascomycota; Pichiomycetes; Serinales; Metschnikowiaceae. The record is from the annotation of a GenBank genome assembly.